Messenger RNA from Trichomonas vaginalis G3, 772 nucleotides. RefSeq lists its product as uncharacterized. The record is from RefSeq and is a predicted model, not a curated record. Lineage: Eukaryota; Parabasalia; Trichomonadida; Trichomonadidae. The annotation marks the transcript as partial. The transcript has a single exon.
AUGUACGCCGCUCAGAAUAUAACGCCAACAGUUUUGGAUGCCAUGAAUGGAAAUGUUUCCGAAUGGUAUAACGAAUGCGACAAUGCCAUUAGAAGGUCAGAAAUAGUUCCUGGAACUUACGAAUAUACAACUGCUGUUUCUUAUGGAAACGUAGGUGAGUUUGGAGAAGGUUCUUCAACAACAGUAGAUAUUGCUUGCGACAGGUUUCAUAUAAUUUCUAUUGACAACUCAUUCUUAUACGUGGAACAAGACAUUGAAAUAAAACCUUCUGCCAAGUUGUCUGACAAGAAAGGUUGCAAUGGAAUUUUCUAUGUCGGAUACCAAUAUGCUCCAGAAGUUUUCAUGGGAUAUAAGAUAUAUUCUAACUCUGACUUAGUUCAAACAGUAACAUGGGCAAACUAUGAAUGGUUCGCUUUGAGAAACUCAGUACAACCACAAGCUAGAGAACAAACAGACCAGUAUGCAACUAUUGAGAAAAUAAGAAGACUUGACCCUAACGUUCCAGGAGUUUAUGUUGACCUUUCUGGACAAACUGCAGCAGCAGUAACCAAAGUAAAAUUGAAACUUAGAGUUCCUUUGUCAUCUUUCCUCAUCUUCAGGUUUUUAAGAUACUUGCCAAACUGGGCAGGAAAAAUUUCUAUCGAACUUACUCCAAGCAAAAAUAACUUAGUCAUUGCACCAACACAAGACCCAUUCACUCUUACAGACGUAAAGGGAGCAAAUCAAACGUCAUUCGCCGAAUUUUGCAAAGACAAAGUUGACUUAGACUUUG